AUCACAGAAUUAUUCAGUGAACAUUUUUGUUUCUCACUAACUAACGAAAAACCAUUUAAUGAUUCAGAACCAAUCCCAGUAACUCCCUGUGAAAUUACUAAUGUAGAAUUCAGUGUACAAAAUAUCUCCAAAGCAAUCAGUACAUUGAAACACUCCUACACUGAUGAACCAGAUGGUAUUCCAUCUAGCAUGCUAAAACGUGGAGGUGAUGAUAUGUGUGUUUUGCUUCUCAAACUAUUCGCGAUAUCACUCUCUUCAGCGUGUUACCCUACUGCCUGGAAAACUACACAUAUCAUUCCCAAAAUUAAAACAGGACCUGAAGCAAACGUUGAAAAUUACCGGCCUAUAAACAUAACUUCAGUGGUAUCCAGAGUGAUGGAAAAAGUAGUUAAGGCGGCUGUAGUCCAACAUCUAUUAACUAACAAUCUCUUGUCGACCUCCCAGCAUGGAUUUCUUAGGUCCAGAUCAUGCGAUACAUGCCUAGUAGACUACCUGAAUGAUAUAACUCUGAAACGAGACAGCGGACUCCUUGUAUCAGUCCUAUUCCUAGACUUUAAGAAAGCCUUUGAUAAGGUCCCACACAAAAGGCUACUCGUCAAACUAAAGUCCUUCGGAAUACACAACCCACUGUACUCAUGGUUUGCUUCGUUCUUAACAGAACGUAAACAGAUGGUAAAGUACAAUGACUGUCUCUCGUCCCCUAGACCAAUCACCAGUGGAGUCAUCCAGGGAAGCGUAUUAGGGCCACUUUUGUUUCUUAUGUAUAUAAACGAUAUAUGUAACACCAUAGAAUUUGGGAAACCGUACUUAUAUGCUGAUGAUCUCAAAAUAGUAUACAGCUAUAAGCCUGAGACACUAAGCGAAAGUGUAUCCCAGAUCCAAAAGGACCUCAAUAACUUAACUAUAUGGAGUGAAAAAUGGCAAUUACCAUUUAACCUCAACAAGUGCGGGAUCAUGCACUUUGGAAAGCAUCCCUAUAAACCGCGACUUCACUUAAAUGAAUGUAUAGUCCAAACACUCGAAUCAGUACACGAUUUAGGAAUUAAUUACACAGGAAGCCUAAACUUUGAAGAACAUGCCUCCUCUAUUAUUUCUAAAUCUAGACGGCUAAUUGGUUUUAUAAUGAAAAACUUUUUCACAACAGAGGGUAAACUUACUCUCUACAAAAUAUGUGUACGACCCACCCUUGAAUACUGCUCUUUUGUCUUCUCUAAUAUGAAUAUCGCAGACAAGAUAAGAGUAGAAGAUGUUCAAAGACGUUUCACACGUCAACUACUAGGAUGUAACUCGAAUCUCGAUUACACAGACAGAUGUAAGCAUCUAUCUUUAGAACCUUUAUGGCACCGUAGGCUAAAACACAAUUUAAUAUUUCUCUACAAAGCGAUAUAUGGGCUCUCCUUUCUAACCUCCUGCCCGACUAUCACCCACGACCCAGCCUAUAGACUUAGAAACAACGCAUAUACACUACUUACCGUAAAACACCAAAAACAAAUGCGUUGUAAGUUCUUUACAGUACGGUACAGUUUAUUGUGGAACAGGCUGCCAAUGCCUAUCCGUAACUGUGAUACGUUUACCAGAUUCAAAAAGCUAAUAACCCUAUAUCUAGACUCCAAAGAGCUUCAACAUUACCUUGAACUCCCGCCCACCGAUGAGGCACUUUAUUACGGACCGCCUAGUAUCUAGAAAGAACAAAAUUAUAACAAGUUCGACUGUUACUAAUUUGAAUAUAACCAAAUCACAGGAUAUAUGGCUUAUCCUUUCCUAUUAUUCAUUGUUUAUUAAUCAUGAUUUCAUGCUCCUAACCCUAGCUUUCAGUCCCCAAAUCUCUACAGGUUAAAUGUACAUUAUUCUCCCUAAAAGUCAUGCUUUUUUUUCUACUGCAAGUAGACAGAUAGCUCAAUCUUAUGGAUGCUGAUCUACUAAGGCCGAUCAUUCAAAGCUCAAAAUUUGGCCACAAAGUCUUGUGAGUUUCUCAAUGUUUUAUUUUUCUCACCCUAAAGUCUGUUUCUUUUUUUUCUACAAUUUUAUACCCUCUCAUAUCUUUUGAUUUACUAUUAAUCCUUACUUCUUUAAACCAUUAGUUAUUUUCAUAGCAGUGUGAUAUACUAUAUGGACAUCUAACCCAUAAAACAGAAUUUUUAAAUAUCUGAUUUGCUUGUAACAUGGAUCUAGUAGAGACAGUGUAUUCCAACUAUGUGCUUUGAUUAAAGCAUUAAUCAUACUUACCACAAAUGUAAGAGAGCCUAACAUCACAAAAGGAGGGAGGGUGGCGUUACUGACCAGCAAACAUGAAGGUGGGGAGAUAACUUCAAUCCACCCAUGUCUGUAGGGCAGAACAUUUUGUUUAAUUACGGCUCCUUAUGGUUUAGUGGGAUGUCACGGACUUAAGGUAUUGAAGCUGAUUUAUCACGCAAAAUACCUCUUUAAAUCGUGUUACGAACGUUGAAUUGGUUUCACUUCCUACUCAGAAAUCCUAUUACAAGCAAACUAGACAAUUCGCUAAUAUACGAAGCCUACUCAAGACCCUAUAAACCUG
Messenger RNA from Schistosoma mattheei, 2536 nucleotides. The record is from the annotation of a GenBank genome assembly. NCBI's taxonomy places the organism in Eukaryota, Metazoa, Platyhelminthes, Trematoda, Strigeidida, Schistosomatidae.